Molecule: messenger RNA, 287 nt
Organism: Symbiodinium sp. CCMP2592
Lineage: Eukaryota; Dinophyceae; Suessiales; Symbiodiniaceae
Source: the annotation of a GenBank genome assembly
GAUUUUCAUGCCGCCACCUGGCCGGCGUGACGGCCGCUCAAGCUCAAGAUGCCGUGCAGUCCUGGAUCAGCAGCCAGGCACAGGGCCUCUGGAUAGCGUUGCAGUCCUCUGGGAUCCUGCCGGUCCUGUUGCACAUCACAAUCAUUUUCAUCACCGUCGCCGUCCUCCCAUCAUUGUUCAAGCGACUCUUCCGACUCCGACGCUCGGAGCAAACGGAUGAGGAGGGAUCGGACGACUCGGGAUCGAAGCCGCUCCCCGAGCAAAGCUUCGGAGGUCCCAUCGGCUAA